AGGUUGACUAUGUAUAAGUGUUGUAUAUUGACAGGGAACUGAUUGUCGAAGAACGAGAUGGUGGGCGAUGAACUUAAUCAGGCCAAUGGCGCGGGCCAGCGGUUGGUUACGUUCGGUCAACUGGUUGCUCUACUGGAUGGGCGCGCGGUGACGGGAUCCAACAUCCCUAAGGUUCCGAUCUUCCACUUCAAAGGGGAUAAGGUGUCAGAGUGGCUUGAGUUGCUCGAGCAAAUUACUGACAAGGUGACGGAAGAAGAAAAAUUCCGUCAAAUCUCUAAGUACGUCUGGUGGGAGAUGCGGCCGGAAGUUAUGCGGGUAGCAACCGAGGCCGCAGAAAAUUGGGGGAACUUUAAGGCAGAAAUGCAGAGGCGGUAUCAGUUGGGAGAUGACCUUCUUACGACGGAGGACUUGAAAAGGCUAGAGAGGUCUGAUUUCACGACGGUGGGUGCCUUCGCGACGGCGUUUGAGAAGAUGGCGAGGAAGGUUCCAGGGUUGGCCGAGGAAUCCCAAUGUGCCAUCUUCCUAAGCAACCUCACGGAAUGCGAGAGUGUUUCCCUGACCAGAAGAGGGGCCAUAGGGAGAAAGUUGACUUGGGAGACAGUGAAGCAAAGUUUGGCAGAUGGGGAGCUAGACCAGGUAUACGAGUUUCAGAUGAAACAACAACGGCAUAAGCGAAAGGCUCGAGUUGUUACUGAAGGAGCAGAAGGGUACCCCAGUGUGCCAACUCAAGGAGUGAACUGGCGAGGGGGAGGCCAACAGCAGCAGCUAACACCUCCGCCACAAGUCAACCAACCCAGUCAAGCAGCGGGUCAAAGACAAGGUCAGAAUCAUGGAGGUAACGGGCAGAGUAGUCAGGGCCGAGGUAAUCGAGGUCGCGAACGGGGUAACGGUAAUAGUGGACAAGGCGGUCAAGGGGGCGGACGUGGAGUCAAUUGGAAUGGGCAAGGCGGGAAUGAUAGGCCAAAGUUCGAUUGGAGAAAUGCCAUUUGCCAUCAUUGCGCACUAAAAGGGCAUACCUUCAAGUUUUGCCAAAUUCGGAAAGUAGAUGAGGGAAAUGGCCUUAUCUCGACGAACAUGGACGGAGAUGUCUAUGAUAUGUAUGGGAAAUAUAUUGACCCUAAGAUUGCAGGUGGUAUGUGCAAGGAGGCGCUUCGUCGAGCCGAACGAGGUCCACCACCACCGGCCAUGUUCCGACUCUGGAAAGAGGAAGAUGCGAGGUCAACGAUAAAAGUGGAGGAACUGGCCAAUAGUGAGUCCGAAGAGGACAUCAGGAGGGAAGAGCCAAUCGUGAUAGAAGAGGAGGAGGAAGAAGAAUCGUAUUGCCAAGAAAGGGUCAUAGAUACCAUGGAGCGAAUGGAAGACCUCGUGGAGAAGAUGCAGAGGUUGAAUUUGCAAAUGAGGUCCAUUUGCGACGAGGUGGCGAAGCCGAUGGUUUACUUACUAGGCUCAGAGACAGGACCAUCGAGUGUCAAACCGGCUUGUCAGACCUUGGGAUCAAACCCGCGAUCAGGCAUUACGUUCCGACCUCCUCGAGGGCAACCCACAUUCCCGCAAGCAGUAUGCACGAGGAUACCAUUGGAAGAUGGCCUGGAUAUUGAAGUCUUGGUUGAUAGGCUUCUGGAAGGGCAUAAUGACCUGCUUAACUUAAAGGAUAUCCUCGCCUUUGCGCCUAAGCUUAGGGAAGGGUUCAAAACGCGACUCUUUCGUCGAAGGGUGGCGAGCGUACGACUAGGAGAUCUCAUCCCUGCCGAGCAUCAUUGGGCGGUUCCUGGGACGAAAAUGGAUUGGAAAUCGGUCGGGACUGGGAGUGUGAACCUGAGUAUAAAGGGUAAGCCGUGUAGCGGAAUGCUGGAUACAGGAGCGGAGAUGAAUAUCAACAAGGAAUCUGACGCACUCCGUUUGGGGAUGGACAUCGAUCGAAUAAACUCAGGAUUCCUCUAUGGCGCAAGUGGGAAGACUCCUUUUACUGGGACGGCAUCGAAUGUGGUGAUUGAAAUCGAAAAAGUGAAGGUGAGGUCCUGCUUCUUCGUUAUGCCCGAUCUGGACCAUCCUCUCCUGCUGGGAAGGUCAUUCCUUUGCCGCACUGAAUUGAUGAUACUUAACAAGCAUGACGACACAAUGUACGUCAUCUUAAGUGAUCCAGUCUGCGGCAACUACGAGAUCAUCACCUGCCACAAUACAGGACCUCGUAGCUUGAGGAAUAGGCCGAACCCAGGUUCCUAUACCUUUGAGGAAUCUGAAGGGGAGAGGAGGAGAUUAAUGGGUGAAGACGAAGAGGAAUGUGAGCCCACUGGCGAGAUGUGUUUAAGCCUAACCAGCAUCAACGAUGCUAUGGAGAUAGUGUCGUCAUAUGGGAUGGCAGAUCCCAUUGAUGUACAGGCUUUGAGAGCGAGAAUAGUGGAAGAUUCCGGCGAGGGAGAAGUGAAGCUCGUAUAUCGAUUACCGGCAAGGACAAGGCCUACAGCUUUGGGCGGCAUUCCAAUCCAAGCUGAUGUAAAUGGCGAGGAGAGGCCUUUGAGGUUCGAGAGUCGAACCUUGAAUGACACUAAGAGAAACUACUCACAGUUCAAGCGGGAGACACUUGCAGUUCUCCACUAUCUAAGGGUGUUCCGCUACCUUUUCGGAAGGAGGUUUGUGCUGAGAGUCGAUCCGACCGCAUUGGCCGGUUCAUUGAAGAACUAUGCACCGCCAGACCCAACUAUUGCCAGAUGGCUCACGUAUGUGUGGAUGUUUGACUUUGAGUUGGAGCGCAUACCUGGGAAUAAGAAUCGGGCUGACGGGCUUAGUCGGAUCAAUUGGGAUAAGUCCGGCGAUGGAGUUAAUGAGGAUAUACCUCCGGUGGAUGCAUUCCUCGAUGAGGAGGAGGACGUGAAACUCCAUAUCAAUGCACAUGUCGUUGGGAUCAGUGGAGUCAUUAUGCAAGGACAAUCUGCUUUUCUUGCUCCUGCAAGGUACGUGAAGCGAGCGGAUAUAGUCCUCAAGGACUUCGUGGAAGAGGAUCCUUGGGGAGGGAAGGAUGUUGAGUGGAUGGCUAAGCUGGCAUUGACAGAGACCUUCCGAGUAGGAGAAGAUCCGAUGGCCAUAGAAAGUGGAGCUUACUCAGUCGACACUCAAGCAAGGUAUGCGGCAGAUAUCAGUUUCCUCGUUAACUCAAUUGUCCAAGUGCACGAGGAUGGAGAAGGGAGUCAAGACCCUGUUAGAGAUAUGGAAGAAGACGAGUUUGAGGAAGGAGAGAUAACGGAGGCUUUUCGUGCAGAUGAGUACGAAGGCGCGCGUGAGCUUUAUUAUUGGGAAGGAAUGAGCGAGAUGAUUAGCAAGUAUUGCGAGUCGUGCGUUCCAUGUCAAAUAAGGGCGUCAACUUUGUACAAGGAGCCAUUGCACCCACGGAUUGUGCGAGAUGCAGGAGCAGUGGUCCAUUUGGACCUAUUGGCAAUGCCUCAGGGAGUGGGCAGCUAUAACAUCUUCUUCGACGCACGGGACAAUCUUACGGGGUUUGUCGAUGGGCGAGUCAUUCGCAGCAAGACGGGCGAAACAUUGGUUUUAUGCAUCUCUGAGUAUUUCCUGAGAUAUCCUUUCAUAGUGGAAUUCGUGAUGGACAGAGGGUUAGAGUUCAGGUGUGGAGAAGUGCGAACCUUGUUGCAAGAAUAUGGUGUACAAGCCAGCUACACGAUCAGGGCGCAUCCGCAGGCGAAUGCUCCAGUUGAGAGAGGGCAUACCACCAUCACGAAUCUACUGGCGAAAUGGACGAACGGCAGGGAGAAUCAGUGGCCUAAGCAUCUGCGCGCAGCAUUCUUCGUCGAAAAUAUUACGAUUAAGAGAUCCACGAAGUAUGCGCCAGCAACAUUAUGGUAUGGAAGGCAUGCCACACUCCCGAUAGAGAGCUUUCUGAAGACGUGGAGGAGGCAGGAUAUGGAAAGCACUUUGUCAUUCGAGGAGUUGCUGGAUUUGCGGGCCAGGCAAGUUGGCAUUGCAGAAGAGAGGAUCCAGGAAGCCGCAGAUCGAGUAUCGGACAGUCGACUGGAGGACAAGGAGAGGUGGGAUCUCCUUCCACGAGUCAGGAAGGAGCCAUUGGAAGUCGGAGAUGUGGUGGUGCUGUAUGACUCAUCGCUAGAGAAGCAGUGGUUGCGCAAGUUGGACAAGCGGUGGUUAGGCCCAUAUCGCAUUAGACGGUGUGGGCAGCAUGGAGCUUAUGAGAUUGAAGAACUUAACGGCACGCCGUGGAGAGAUUGGGUCUCGGGCUAUGAGGAGCGUGUGGCUCAGAUCGUGAGAGAGUCAUUGGAUUGGAGGCAGUUCGCCAGGCGGAUGCUGAGAUUGCAGCCUCAGCCCAUUGAUCGACAGGGUAGGCCCAUGAGUUUUGACGGGGCUAACCUGGAUGAGUUCCUUGAGGUUUUCGUCAUUUUUGGGGAUGGGCAGAGAUGGACUGAGGCACAGAGGGUUAGGCAGGUACGACAUUGGGUUGUCCCAGAUCUUAGACAUGAGGUAAGUGCCAUGUCACACACAGUGCAGGCUUGGGCGGAGCUUAUAGCGACGCUUAGAGGGGCGUUCACCGCUGAGAGACGACGCAGGCUGCGCAGAGAGGUUGGGGAUUACAUCCCGGUGCUCAGGGUACGCCCGCGAGCGCGGCUAGAGAAGGAUGAGGAUAAUGAGGGGCGAUUGCGACAACAACAGAGAGAGAGUGAGCAGCCAGAGAUUCCACGCAGGCCUAGGACAGGCAGGCGCAGAGGACGUCAGGAUCGAGGGGAUGAUUUGGAGGAGAGGGAUCAUGUGCUGAUUAGUGAUGUUGGGAAGGUGCUCCCCACAAAUGAUUUGGGGAAGGAGACCUUACCGAUAGGAUCUCGGAGGCAUGACGAUUCAUCUACCCCUGAGAUUGGGACAGUGUCAGCGACAGAGACAUGUCCAGCUGAGAUAGGGAUUAGAGACCGUGGUGCGCCUGAGACAGAUCGGACUACUCCACCUACACCCAUACAGGAUGGGGAGGAGGCUUCCCUGCAGCUUGUGUUGACGAUUGCUUCGAUCCGGCCUACAGAGAUAGAUACCAUGGAGGGAGUGGUUCCCGAUACUGCAUCGGAGAGGCCUUAUCGAUGGAGAGACACACGGGCCAUGGCACUAGAUCUCCCACAAAGGGAGCUACCGCUUAUGAUAGGGUCUGCCACUAUAGGACCGAUGCAGGCGCACGAGGAGCCUCAACCUGAGUGGCCGCGAGAGACGACGCCGAUGCAUGAUGAGCUAGGGUAUGAUGGGCAAGGGGUCCAGUCUCGGUCAGAGCCGACAGUGGAGGAUGGUGAGAGAGGUGCGAUGGGAUCCUCAUCAUUGGACGGAUCACCGUUACUGAGCGAGAGUCGAUUGGCUGAACAGCCAACUGAGCCUGAGGGUUCAUUGACUGCCCAACUAUAUGACAUGGAGUCUCCUAGGAUGCAAAUGCGACAGGAGGUAUCCCAGCCCUCGCCCAUGGACAUGGAGACAGAGCGAGUUGAGGCCGAGGUUUUGGGGCUAGAUAAAGAGGGUCUCACCGAGGACAUGCAGACCCAGAGAGUGGAAACGUCACCACUAGACUUUGGGGAUACUCCACGACGAGAUGGUGAUCAGACUACGGCCAAUAUGAGGGGCCACAUUGAGGUCGGCGCGGAGCAUACCCAGGACGCAUCUCCGACUUAUGAGGAGGAGAGCUUGCCGAAGUCUCGGGGACUGAUAGAUCAUGAGCCUGUCAUGAGGGAUGCAUGGCUAGCCGAGGAGAUGGGACGGAUGCCAUCAUUACAUUUUCCAGGAUGGCUGGCUUUUGAGCGACUGGGCCAGGCCGCGAGACCACACUUGUCGAGGAAUUAUAUUGGUAGUGGCCUCGUAGCAGCUCGACAGGCGAUAGAGCAGGUUCGGGAUUACACGAGGAGAGUUGUCAUCCAAUCCUUUGAGUUGAGUUGCGACAGACAGAUGGAGCACGAUGCACUGAGAGAGGUGGUGAGUGGUCUCCGUACAUUUGUUGAGGGGAAGGAGGUCCAGACUCUAGAGGAGGCCGAGGCGGUCCUCAAGAUUCAGGAGAGAGAGGCGAGUGAUUGGCGAGCUCAGGUUCAGAGGGUGCUCAGGAAGUAUGAGCCAGCUGCUGACGCGACAGAUAGAGAUAGGCUCGAGCGUAGGGUUGUCCUUGAGACCGUGCGAUCAUCUCAGUUGGAGAGUCAGAUGUCGACCCUUAUCAGGUUACGGCGAGAGACUGAGGAGCAGACACAGAUACUCUUCUAUGAGGAUGCAGCCACAGCCGGAUGGCAGGAGGAGGUUAGGAUGAGGAGAUGGACUGGAGAGGAGCCCAUGCCCGAGGGCGAGCGUACGCAGGCAGAGGUGGGGCUCCAGGCGAGGUUGCUAUCUGAAGCCUCAGUGCGAAAGUUGGCAGGAGUGAUGGAGCAUGUCAGGAGACUCACGCAAAUCGAGGUUGCACGAGGAGAGAUGCUCCAUGAUGCAGUACGGAGGAUAGGUGUUCUGGAGCAAGAGAACAUGGGACUGAGAGACAUGGUACAUAACCUUGUCACUAACGCAGAGCAGGCGAGACAGUCUACCUCGAGACUCGAGCAGAGGAUUACUGACGUAGAGGAGGGUCAUAGGCGACGAGAGGAGGACUGAGAGGCAGCAGACUUCUAUCGGACAGGCACACGUCUCUCAUGAGACUCAUGGACGGAGGAGCCACUCGGGACUAUAGGGAUAACAUGUGAGGAGACUGCAGUCGUCGACAAGCUCAUGCUUGAGCCAGACGAGAUCGAGAGGAGGAGAGAGGCAGAGGCACGAGGUUUGGACUGGGUUCCUCCCUAAGAGUUGGCAAUUCAGAGGGAUGCAUGGCAAGGAUUGGGGGGCAGACAUGACGAGCGAGAGAGAGUUUCAGAGCUACGAGAUGUC
Chara braunii is the source of this 6876-nucleotide messenger RNA. The record is from the annotation of a GenBank genome assembly. NCBI's taxonomy places the organism in Eukaryota, Viridiplantae, Streptophyta, Charophyceae, Charales, Characeae.